AUGCGGACAUUGAAGCGCAAGUCAACGUGGGCGAUUCGAUUGAUACUGGCCAACGGAGCGGCUGCAAAUGGCAUUGUCAGUGACCAUCCGAUGAGGCCAUUAGAUGUGGCUGCAUCGGCCGGGAGUAAUGAAAUUGUGGAGCUCCUCCUAGAGAACAAGGCGGUCAUCGGAAGAGUGGGUAAUGGUAAAAGAUCAGCAUUGUCUUGGGCUGCCUCCAGGAAUCAACUAGAUACUGUUCGUCUCCUUUUGUCUCGCGGAGCCGAUAUCGACCCUAUCGAGCCAGGAGGAUCGACGCCACUGCUGUCUGCUGUCAUGGAGGAGCAAAUUGAGAUGGUUGUGUUGUUGAAAGCCGGAGCGAAGGUGGACGUUCAAGACGAUGAAGCCCGCACACCCUGA
Messenger RNA from Penicillium canariense, 396 nucleotides. RefSeq names its product ankyrin repeat domain-containing protein. Lineage: Eukaryota; Fungi; Ascomycota; Eurotiomycetes; Eurotiales; Aspergillaceae. Gene Ontology annotation, molecular function: protein binding. The record is from RefSeq and is a predicted model, not a curated record. The transcript is spliced from 2 exons. The coding region runs from base 1 to 396 and encodes 131 amino acids.